Molecule: messenger RNA, 858 nt
Organism: Protopolystoma xenopodis
Lineage: Eukaryota; Metazoa; Platyhelminthes; Monogenea; Polystomatidea; Polystomatidae
Source: the annotation of a GenBank genome assembly
AUGAGUGAUCCGGAGCUCGUUUUUGAGCGUCUUCUUGUUGAGCAUCCAGAGGUAUUCUAUUCUGGACGUAUUGCACGAGAUCUUUUUUGCCAAUGGAACAGAUUUCGUAGCUGUGGGGUGAUACCUAUGACUUCAACAGCUACGGCAGCCCACUCUGGCAUCUCCACUUCAGACAAUGCAUCGAGACUACAGCAAGACUUUCUCUGCUCAGCUUCUAGUACCGGCUUCAGGCCCCUCGAACCCGAACUUCGUGUCGGUGGUGAUCCUGAGAGUUUCUCAGAUACAGAGCUUCUGCUCGAAGAGACAGUAUCAGUGGCUCUUUCAGCGGGUCUUUCCAAACUGAAGGAGCCAUCAACUUUAGCACGCCGACGUCAAAUGCUCGGGAACUCUUCAUACCUGGGGUUUCAGGCUCUAGCAACAGAGGCAGUUUUUGAGGCUCUCGUCUCUGAGACCCUUCCCCAAACUACUGGCCAAGGAAAUCCAAAUUUAACAGUCAGUUGGCCUGGUGGCCGACCUCCCCUCACAUCUUCGAUUGCUCUCGGCCAGUCUGGCACUGGCGUCACAGGCUCGCCGACGGCAGCUUUUGGCCUCUCAGCUUCGUCUCCUUCCUCUUCCACUGCAUCUUGCAGUGGGAAUGUGACAUAUGCCUCACAGUCAGUCACCUGUGGAGGUAAUGCUAUUUCAUCUGUGUCAUCGUCUGAUGAUCUGAGGUCAGGCAAGCUGUCUGAUCCGGCGAAAAAUGAGCUGCAUAAUUUACAAGCUGAGGUGAGCUACGUGAAGAAAAAUCUCAUGAAAGUACUUCAUAAUCUGUUACAAUCCUGUCUGAUAUUUCAACUUUCCUACAAGUUCCUUCAGUAA